UGUCCUACAUGUGUUCCCAUGAAGUGUCACACACCUGACGCACAGCGUCACCUGCAGCGUUACCUCUGUCAUUUAUCAUAACAUUACAACAACGUUAAGUCACAGGAGUGGAGGGAGGAGUGGUCCUGUAGUCGUAAUGUAGGCGUAGACUUCCAUACAACAGCUGACACUCAAAAACCGGGAGGACAGUCUGGCUCCGAAACACAGCACAGAGGAGGCGCUCCGGUGAAGUUGUUUCCCGGUCGGAGGCGAGUUUUUACGCGCUUGGAGCAAGAGCACAGAGACGGUGGAGAGCUGGAUCUUAUAGCUGCUGUUGUUUUUUGUUUUUUUUUGGGGGGGGAAGUAUCGCUGCUGUGAACUGAGAGAGAGAGAAAAGAUCUGCACGAAAUGAAAUCCGUGUCGAGUGGACGAUCAUAGUUAAAAAGUUACUGCUGCUGACAGAGAAGAGGCUGUUUUUUUGCUUUUCAACUGGACCAUUGUCUUCAGGCAGCUGCUCUUUCAAUGUGGGAUACAGUUUUGGAGCUUUCGCCAGGCUGAAAUCCUCCAGGGUCAGGACCUCCCUCAUGGCAGCCUUGCUCCUCGGGCUGCUGCUUUUUGCAAUGCAGUCUCCCCCCAUUCCCUCCAGGCCUAUGGCUGACGAGGGACCACCUUUACCUCCCACCUCAUCGCCCACCAACAACCCAACCACCAGCCACCCAAACGGGACCCUGCAACAAUUUCCUCAGAUUAUAAUUAUUGGCGUGAGGAAGGGAGGGACGCGGGCGUUGAUAGAGAUGCUCAGCCUGCACAGUGCGGUUGCAGCGGCUCAGAACGAGGUGCACUUCUUCGACUGGGAGAGUCACUUUGAGAAGGGCCUGCCUUGGUAUCUCAGUCAGAUGCCCUACGCCUUCCCCGACCAGCUGACGGUAGAGAAGACGCCGGCCUACUUCACCUCCAGCAAAGUCCCCAAACGCAUCCAUCAGAUGAACCCUGAUAUCAAGCUGCUGCUCAUCCUCAGAGACCCCACAGAGCGGGUGCUGUCGGACUACACACAGGUCUUUUACAACCGCCUCCAGAAGCACAAGCGCUACCAGCCCAUUGAGUCAGUUCUGGUGAAGGACGGCGAGAUCAACCUGGGGUACAAGGCUCUCAAUCGCAGCCUGUACUAUGUUCACAUGCAGAACUGGCUGAAAUACUUCCCACUGAAAAACAUUCACGUUGUGGACGGGGACGAGUUGAUCAGGGACCCCUUCCCAGAGAUGAAAAAGGUGGAGAGGUUCUUAAAACUGGAAUCGCAGAUAAACGCUUCAAAUUUUUACUUCAAUAAAACUAAAGGAUUCUACUGUUUAAGAGACCACGGGCGAGAACGGUGUUUACAUGAUUCAAAAGGCAGGGCUCACCCUCACGUGGCACCUGCCAUCCUGCAAAAACUCUACCAGUUCUUUCACGAACCCAACAAGAAGUUCUUUGAGCUUGUGGGUCGAACAUUCAACUGGAAAUGAACAUUUGGGUCUCAGUAGCUCGGUGUAGAGUUGUUUGAGGAUAAUCUCUAUGAGCUGUGCAGUUUUCCCUCACUAACAAUGUAGAUGAGACAGAGCUAAUGUAAAUUUAAAUCUAUUUUUGUACUAGUAUGUUUGUUAAAGGAGUAUGAUGGAGCCAAAUAUCAGGGCAGACUUUAGUUUAUGACAUGCUCUAUUAGUGCAUGUCUUGUCGUUUCCUUUUUGUCAAACUUAUGCAUUUUACUGUCUCACUGCUGUUCAGCUUGUCAGAUCAACGCAGAUGACUUAUUAUGACACUGAAAAUGACAUUCAGACUUUAGACUGUGCCAGUUAAUGUGUUAUAUAAAGAUAAGUACCAGGCAGUUUGAUAUUGUCAUACAAUAUGUCAUGUUUCGCUUCAUAUAAUAUGGCAUUAUUAACAUCCAACUGCAUUUAGAGCUCUGAAGGAACUUACUUACCUGCUGCUAUGAUUUUCUCAGUCACUUUCAGGCAGACGCUGUACUGAAUAUGUCAAAUCAAAUGUUUCUUUAUCUAAGAAUCAGUUAUAUAAAAGUGCACAUCAUAUUUGAUCAUUACAGUGUACUGUAAAUCUUUUUUUUUUUCAAAAAGUGAAGAAUUAAUACCAUAAUAAAGAUGUAUUUUAUUUUUAGCA
Messenger RNA from Larimichthys crocea (large yellow croaker), 2130 nucleotides. RefSeq names its product heparan sulfate (glucosamine) 3-O-sulfotransferase 1 (gene hs3st1). The coding region runs from base 564 to 1481 and encodes 305 amino acids. The record is from RefSeq and is a predicted model, not a curated record. The transcript is spliced from 2 exons. Gene Ontology annotation, molecular function: [heparan sulfate]-glucosamine 3-sulfotransferase activity. NCBI's taxonomy places the organism in Eukaryota, Metazoa, Chordata, Actinopteri, Sciaenidae.